Messenger RNA from Astyanax mexicanus (Mexican tetra), 1018 nucleotides. RefSeq lists its product as uncharacterized. The record is from RefSeq and is a predicted model, not a curated record. The transcript has 6 exons. The coding region runs from base 1 to 990 and encodes 329 amino acids. Gene Ontology annotation, biological process: response to bacterium. Lineage: Eukaryota; Metazoa; Chordata; Actinopteri; Characiformes; Acestrorhamphidae.
AUGAUCACAGUCAUUGCUGCUCUUUGCUUAUUUACAACAGUGAAGACUGACAUCACUGGCCUUCAGGUGCAAACUGUGAAGAUUGGAAAUAAUGUUACUAUGAAAUGUGAUCAAAACAAUGACAAUAACAAAGAUAACAUAGAUCUAAAUGUAGCUUGGUAUAAGCAGAGUUUAGGAAAUGUGCCAAAACAUAUUGUGAGAUUUAUGGGGGCCAAGAAACAUAUCAGAUUUGCUUCAGGUGUUAAUGAGGAUAAUUUCAAAUUGGAUGGAGACACAUUUGAUCUCAGUAUUAAUGAAACUAAAGAAGAGGAUGCUGCAGUAUAUUACUGUGGAAAAAUAUCCAAGUCCGGUGUUGUAGAGUUUGAAUCUGGAACUCGGCUGAUUGUUGAAGCUGAGAAGACUGAUGGCCAUCCUCCGACUAAAAUGGUGAUCAAGAGUGGCGACUCUGCUACACUCCAGUGUUCAGUUCAGUCUUUGAGCUGUUCAGAAGAUCACAGUGUGUACUGGUUCAGACACGGAUCAGGAGAAUCUGAUCCAGGAAUCAUCUUCACUCAUGGAAACAGGAGUGAUCAGUGUAAGAAAAGCUCUGAGACUGUUUCUCCUACACAGAGCUGUAUCUACAAACUCCCCAAGAACAACCUCAGCCUCUCUGAUGCUGGAACUUACUACUGUGCUGUAGCUGCAUGUGGACGCAUCUUCUUUGGGAACGGAACUGAAGUAAAUGUAACAGAUAACAACAGGUGGAUUGUUCUUGCACUCACAUUAUCAAAUAUAAUAUCUGUCGUUGUGAUCAUAGUUCUGGUCGGAGUUCUACUUAGAGUUCAACAAAAAGGAGCUGCCAACCACCAUUCAGGUCAUAUUAAUCAGGCUGAAGAUACAGAUGCUGUGAACUAUGCUGCUCUGAAUUUCGCUAAGAGACCUCCUCCCUCCAGAACACCCAGAAGAGUCCAGGAGAGUCAAGACAUUUAUUCACGAGUUAAACACAGUUGAUAGGGAAUGGAGACAGACCCAAAGCACA